AUGAGCAAGCUUGCUCUUCACUACCAGUGUCUCUGGAGAGGUAAGAAGAAGAAGCCAAGAGAUGAGACCGAAGACAAAUGCAUAGACAGAGAUGGAGAAAGAUUUGCUUCUGGGGAGAGCAUGAUUGCGACUUGA
This is a messenger RNA of Sclerotinia sclerotiorum 1980 UF-70, 135 nucleotides long. RefSeq lists its product with no specific name. The record is from RefSeq and is a predicted model, not a curated record. The transcript has 2 exons. Bases 1 to 135 code for a protein of 44 amino acids. NCBI's taxonomy places the organism in Eukaryota, Fungi, Ascomycota, Leotiomycetes, Helotiales, Sclerotiniaceae.